This is a messenger RNA of Megalobrama amblycephala (Wuchang bream), 6109 nucleotides long. RefSeq lists its product as uncharacterized. NCBI's taxonomy places the organism in Eukaryota, Metazoa, Chordata, Actinopteri, Cypriniformes, Xenocyprididae. The record is from RefSeq and is a predicted model, not a curated record. Gene Ontology annotation, molecular function: serine-type endopeptidase activity. Gene Ontology annotation, biological process: proteolysis; cell-matrix adhesion.
UUAAUGUUAACAAAUGAAAAGUGUUUCAGGUAAAGUUUUAACUUAAUCAUUUUUCAAUUAAUACCAAGUCAUUUUUAUCCAGGAAUAGAUCAUUUGCUUAUAUGUGCUGUAAUAUUUCCUAGGGGUACAGAUACACAGAGACCUUCUGUAUAGGAAACGUUUUGCAUGCUAAUAUGUAUAUUCAUAUAAUACAAUGGAAAACAGUUGGAGUGUACAUUCAAAUUCUAGAUUUGUUUAGGUGUCAUUAGCAGACAGAGAACAGACGCGUGUACACAAAAACAGCUGUGAACAUACUGCAAGCUCCUCUCCAGUUUUAGACCAAGCCAACUGAAUCUGCUUUCAUUACAAUGGAGUAUCUGAAGUAUUUGAUGCUGAUAUUUCUCAUCAGUUACACAAGAAAAGCUGUAAAAGCACAGGGCUGUGGUGUUUCCUCAAUGAGCACUGACAUUGUGGGAGGUGAGGAUGCUCCUGCAGGGAAUUGGCCUUGGCAUGUCAGUCUACACUUUUUUGACUAUCGCAUCUGUGGAGGAUCCCUCAUCAGCCACGAAUGGGUGCUCACUGCGGCUCAUUGCGUUUCCUUCUCACCCUCAGCAAGUUACUGGACUGUUUAUCUGGGCAGCCAAAACAUUUCAGUCUCUAACCCAAAUGAGGUGAGUCGAGGAGUCAAAUCCAUUAUUCCACAUCCAGAAUAUGACCCUUCACAGGUGACCAAUGACAUCGCCUUGCUGAGAUUGAGUGAGCCAGUGAACUUUACCAGCUACAUCAGCCCAAUCUGCCUGGCUGCUAAUGAUAGUGUCUUUCACACUGGCACCACCUGCUGGUCCACUGGAUGGGGAGAAACCGGCUUCGAAGGCGCUGAGCUCAAUUCUGGAACUCUGCAGGAACUGCAGAUAAAUGUGGUGGGCAAUAAGGAGUGUGACUGCAGGUUUCAAGACUUACCAUUUUGGGAAAUGCCAAUCACUCCGAAAAUGAUCUGUGCUGGAGGAGAGACGGGCAAAGGAACAUGUUUUGGAGGUUCUGGUGGUCCAUUACAGUGUAAGCAGGGUUCUGUAUGGAUCUUAGCUGGUGUCACUAAUUUGGGUAUUUCAUGCUUCACUGAAAUUACAGCUGACAGUCAUGCAAGAGUAUCUCAAUUCCAAAACUGGAUCUUAAAGAAUGUUAAUGGAUCAGACAUUGGAUUUGUGACUUUUAAAUCUGAUGGUGAAGAUAAGGACAGCAGAUUCCUGUGCCAUGGAGAUGAGACAGUUUCAGGCCUUUUCUACCCAUUUGGAAAUCAAGACAUAGAGAAUCCCUCUGCAGAUGAUGGAAGCUCACCAAUAGUAUUCUUGGAAAAAUGCUUUGUAUAUUUUGGACGUGUUUAUCAACAGACUUAUGUUAAUAACAAUGGGCAUUUGACAUUUGAUGAGCCUCUUUCAGAGCCGGUACCCAAUUAUUUACUGUCGCAAGUCAACAGAGACAUCAUUGCUCCACUUUGGACAAACAUGGACAACACUGUGAAUGGAACCAUCUCCUAUCGUCAGGUCACUAGAGGCGGACUCUUACUAGCAGCUUCAAACCACAUAAACCAGUAUUUUCCCAAUCUGAACUUCACUGCCUCAUGGCUAUUCAUUGCCACUUGGGAUAAAGUACCAUACUUUAACAACUCACAAUCGGCUGGCUAUGGCACAAUAGACUCAACAAAUUAUUCUUCAAUCCCCGUGCCUAAUGAAAAUAAGAUGUCUGACUCCAGCAAUGUCAAUGUCCCGGGACGCUGGGCAUUCCGCGUUGAUGGUGGACCUGAAGAGGGAAUUUUUUACCCAUAUGGAGAUGAGGAUAUAAAGAACCCUGCAGAGGAUUUUGGAAGUUCUCCACUGAUCAACCUGAUGCAGCCAUUUGACUUCUUUGGGCUUGUUUAUAAUGAAACUAUACCUUCUCUGCCUUCAUGGGCUUUCAUUGUAACAUGGGAUAAAGUACCGUACUAUGGAUACAGGCGAACAGAGUCGACCUUUCAAGUGGUUUUAGUGUCUGGCAAAAACAUGUCAUUCACACUCAUGCACUUUGGUAAUAUUGCCCCAGCCAUACAUCCUGUUAUGUCUGGAUAUGACACAAGUGAUUCAACUGAUUUCUUUACAAUUCCUGUCUCUGACACCACAAACCUGUCAUACACAAGCAAUGUCAACGUCAUGGGUCGAUGGGUAUUUCGAACUGACACUGCAUCGGAACACAAUGGACUGUUCUAUCCAUUUAGGAAUGGGCACACACUUCAACAGUAUUAUGGAUUUGGAUUUUUUGGAUUUGCCAUCAAUCUCUAUUUGCAGACACCAUUUACUUACUUCGGGAUCACAUACAGCUAUAUUAAUGUUUACAAAAAUGGAUUUCUUACUUUCAAAUGGCCAUUGUUUCCAUCAAGUCCCCGAACUCUUCCAGCUUACACAAAUAGAGACAUUGUUGCUCCUCUAUGGACAGAUAUUGACAACAGUGACUUUUACUUCCAAGAAUUCAGUGGCACCCGAGUACUACAGCGAGCUACAAAUGAUAUUCGUCAAUAUUUUCCUCAAACAAAUUUCACUGCCGACUCAGUUUUGGUUUGUACUUGGGAUAAUGUGAGAUAUUAUAACACUUCAGCAGAGAAUUCCUCUUUUCAAGUACUGCUGAUCUCAGGUUCUGGUUUGUCGUUUAUUGUAUUUAAUUAUGGCAAUAUUCCACAAACUAAGCAUACUGCAGUGGCUGGAUAUGACACUAUUGAUUCAACCAGCUAUUAUACAAUUCCUGUGUCUAACAUCGCUAAUCCAACCCACUCCACAAAUGUCAAUGUUAUGGGCCGCUGGGCUUUUCGUGUUGACACUUUUCCAACAAAACUUGGUUUGUUUUAUCCAACUGGCUCUUUGGUUUCUCAGAAUCCCUGUCAAAGUAAUGCACGCUUACCUGUGCGCUUGCAGUAUCCUUUCUUGUACUUUGGACGCAAAUACCAGAACAUAUAUGUCAACAAUAAUGGACAUUUGACUUUUGAUGGACCAUUUUAUGAAAGACUGCCCAAGGCUUUCCCUGCCAACUCUACUAGAGACAUUAUAGCUCCACUCUGGGCAAUGUUUGACUGUAGUGUCAAUGGAAGCGUCUCUUACCGUGUGGUAACUCAAGGACGUAUUCUGGACUGGGCGAGAAAUGAUGUCAAACAGUAUUUCCCUCUGUUUGGGUUCUCAGUACAUACAGUCUUCAUUGCUACUUGGGAUAGAGUGCCCUACUUCAACAGCUCUUUGACGGAAUCUUCCUUCCAAGUCGUUCUAGUCAUUUGCAGGACUCUUUCCUUUGUCAUAAUGAACUACAGAAAUAUCUCCUCAACUGAUCAAAGUUUUCAGGCUGGCUAUGACACAAUAAACUCAACAAAUUAUUUUUCAAUUCCUGUUACUGAUGAAAAUGAACUCUCCAACUCCAGCAAUGUCAAUGUGUUGGGACGAUGGGUAUUUCGUGUUGAUGGCGGGCCUGAGGAGGGAAUAUUCUACCCAUAUGGAGGUGUAGAGGAUGAGAAAAACCCACAGUCGGAUGAUGGAAGUUCUCCAGUGAUCCCCUUGCUGCGACCAUUUGUGUAUUUUGGCCAUGUAUAUAACAAAAUAUUUGUAAAUAAUAAUGGAGACCUGACCUUUGAUGAGCCACUUUCUCAGUGGUAUCCCAAUUAUUUUCCUGCAUGCUCAACUAAAGACAUCAUCGCUCCACUGUGGACAGACAUUAAUAAUAGUAGGAAAGGAACCAUCUCUUACCGACAAGUAACAGAUGGUCCUCUCUUGAAUCGAGCUUCUAGAGACAUAAACAAAUAUUUUCCCAACUUGAACUUCUCUGCCUCGUGGGUUUUUAUUGCUACAUGGGAUAAAGUACCCUACUAUGGAAACAGAGAGGCAGAGUCGACCUUCCAAGUGGUUUUGGUGUCUGGAAAAAAUCUGUCAUUUACACUCAUGCAUUAUGAUUACAUUACCCCCACCUAUGGUGUAAAGUCUGGAUACGACGCAAUUUGCUCUACUAAUUUCUUUUUGAUUCCUGUUUCUAACAUCGCAAACCUUGCAUACACAAGCAAUGUCAACGUCAUGGGUAGAUGGGUAUUUCGUGUCGACAAUUCAUCAAAAAGAAAUGGACUUUGUGAUGAAACAGACACUCAAGCCUCAGAUAAUCUUCCCAGUGCUCAGGUGUGUGGAAGAAGCACAUUUACCACCAGCAGCAGGAUAGAAGGAGGUCAGAACGCUUCAGCUGGACACUGGCCAUGGCAGGCUAGCCUUCUUCUGGACGGCAUUCACAUCUGUGGAGGUUCUCUCAUCAACAAAGAAUGGGUGCUGACUGCUGCCUAUUGUGUUAAUAGCUUCGCCAGUGAUGCCAUCUAUUCCUUAACUGUGGUUUUGGGACGUCAGACCCAGCAAGGCAUCAACCCCAAUCAAGAGUUCAGAGAUGUGAUAGCAGUUGUCAAACAUCCUAGUUACAAUGUUACGAAUGACAAUGAUAUCGCUCUUCUCAAAUUGAGCUCUCCCAUCAACUUCACUGAUUACAUCAGACCCGUGUGUCUAGCAGCUGAUGGCAGUGUGUUUAACAGCGGCACAGAGAGCUGGAUCACUGGAUGGGGAAACAUUGAUGAAGGAGUGUCCCUCCCAUCCUCUAAUCUACAGGAAGUGGAGGUUCCUGUAAUUGGUAACAGACAGUGCAACUGCCUCUAUGGAGUUGGAAAUAUAACAGACAACAUGAUCUGUGCUGGUCUACUGGAGGGAGGCAAGGACUCAUGUCAGGGAGAUUCAGGAGGUCCGAUGGUGAGCAAUCAGAGCUCUGUAUGGGUCCAGUCCGGUAUCGUUAGCUUUGGCUGUGCUCGACCUGAAUAUCCCGGUGUUUACACCAGAGUAUCCCGCUAUCAGGAAUGGAUCACCUCCUUCAUGUGCAGCGAUCCUCCAGGUUUUGUGCAGUUUACCUCCACUGGAAAUGAUUCUGACAACAGUUACACCUGUCCUGAUCUUCCUCCUUCUUACUCAUCUGUGAAUAUAGAAUCUAAAGUUCUAGUUUCUGCAGCAUCUCUUCCACAAAAUUCUUUGCUGCCAUGUUUUCUGUUGCUUAUAGCAAUACUGUUCUUAUUCUAUGUGUAACAAUACACCACUAAAGAUAAACUCAAAAGUUUGGGGUCAGUAAGGGUUUUUUUUUUGGUUUUUUUGAAAGAAAUUAAUACUUUUUAUUAAAACUUUUACUUUUAUUAAAAUGUUACAAAAACUAUUUAAAAACUAUUUAAAACAAAUGCUGUUCUUUUCAUAUUUUUGUCCAUCAAAGAAUAUGAUAGGGAUGUGACAGGAAUAAAUGACAUUUUAAAAUAGAAAGCAAUUAUUUUAUAUUGAAAUAAUUUUUCACAAUAUAAUUGGUUUUACUGUAUUUUUAAUAAAAAAUGAAAUGCUAAUAGAUUAUUUAGAUUACAUAUAUUAUAACAUAAUAGACUUCUUUUUCUAGAGUUUUGAUCUCACAAUAUUUUUUCUUCGUCAAACUAACACAAUUUUAAUAAGUCCCUGACUUUUAAAUAGUUAAUUCAUUACUUCCAUAUCCUGCAUCCCAUCAGUUUCUAUAUAUUGUGGAAUGAUAAUUUGUUAUCUUGUAUUGCUGUGAAUAGGCUACUAUAUUUAUAUGUUAAAUACGGUUGCAUGUUGUGUUUCACACAUCACAAAAUUAUAUUUAUUUUACUGGAUGUUGAUGCAAUAGCAAUAUAAUUUUUCACAAUCAGUUUUGUAAUCUGAUGUUUUAUUUAUCUUUACACCCCAUAAUGUACCCUUUUUUUCCCAAAGGAAAUAGUUUAAAGUACUUUCCACAUAUGACAUCACAUAUGGACAGUAGGAUCAAUGCGAUUUCAGCUGAUUAAGUGUUGUACUGUUAGACUGACUGGAUUGAUAAGACUUUUGUUGCAUUUUGGCACAAACUUAUUAUCUUUAUCUUCUGUCUAUAUCCUUUCAUUGGGUGUAAAUAUUAAAUACAAUUUGUAAUACAUUUACAAUACUUUUUAAAGGACAUGUACAAUGAAAAGAUUUUUAGAAAUAAUAAAUUCAUUGUGGUUGUGGUGAUAUACAGGCCUAUAAAAGGCAUUAUUGCAUAAUGCAAAGUGUAACUUGUGUUUCUAAUAUUAAAG